AUGGGGAACUACAACUCCCGAAAGAAAACCAAGGCUCCCAAGCAGAGAUGGAAGGAGAAACCCCUAGACAUGGAAAAGGACAAGAAGUCCUUCUUUGGCCACUUGAAGAGAAAGUCAAGUCCCAAGAUUGUGCUGCUCCUGCCCUUGGACAAGAUGAACCAACUGGCAGAGACCAAUAUGGCCCCUGGAUUCGGGGCUAGGAGGCCCGAGGAUGAGGCUGGGGCAACACCAGCAGCCUCCUCACUGAGAGGUGCAGGUGAUGGGAUGGAUCGCCGGGAGGGCUCUUGGGCUCGGGAGAUGAAGAAGAUUUUGGUAUUCCUGCUGCUACUGGAUACCCACCUCCGAUGGUGGGGAGCGGAUGGUAGUACCAAGUGGGCCCAGGCCUGGCAGCACCAUCUGCUGGCUGAGAAUGAGGCUGAGGGUGAGGUGGAGGACCAGCUGCAUCCACAGAGGUGCUGGCACCUGAGCCACUCCCAGUGCUGA
This is a messenger RNA of Vombatus ursinus (common wombat), 483 nucleotides long. It is a transcript of the gene CUNH20orf144, whose product is annotated as chromosome unknown C20orf144 homolog. NCBI's taxonomy places the organism in Eukaryota, Metazoa, Chordata, Mammalia, Diprotodontia, Vombatidae. The record is from RefSeq and is a predicted model, not a curated record.